UGUCGCUCAAGUUGGCCGUUGAAUUGUCUGCAUUUCAAGUCUUGGGUGCCUCCACUUCGCGCUCUCUUCGUAUUUAGAGGAGGUGGAGAAGUGAAAUAGGUCAACUUUGCGUUGUAGUGGAGGCCUAUAUCGUAGCGCUAUCACAAAAACUCGCUUGCACAGAAACACGACAUUUUCAAGGAAGGAUUUGAAAAGUUGGUUCUGGUGUUUCCAUUUAAUCAAGGAGGCGUGGAGCGUUGUGAGCGACUUCACGCGGGCCCAGAAAGAAGAGAGCUCUGGAAAGUUCUGCUCGUAGAUUCACACUCUCUAGGAGACGGGUUCUUUCGAUAUUAGAAUUGUCUGCGUCAUUGUCUCCUUCACAGUGUGGAGGCAAGGAAGGUUGUAUAAGCUGAGACCAUUCAAUUUCAAAGCCUCAAAGGUCUCAUGCUGUAAGAUGCAGUGCUUCGUAAUUGCGCCAUGAGUACUGACUUCAACGCACAGUUUUGAACAUUUUGUUCAAUUUACGUUUGCAGACGUAUUCGAGAAGGUGUGGACGGCCCCUCCAGUUUUAUAACUGGUGCUCUGCCCUUACAAGCAGCAGAAGGCAUGAGUGCAGGCGUGCAAACACGCAGCGCCGUGAGAGGACCGAGGUCUCAGUCUCUUUUUUACCGGGACUUGUCUGCUUCUCCCGCUACUCGAGCCUCAGCUCUUAAAGGAGAUGCCACGACUCCCAAUACUACAGCUGCAGCCUUGUGGAGGGACAAUGUUGGGGGAAUAGAUCCCCCUCCUCCUCCAUUCUACACACUUGAAGAUCGGAUCGAGCGCUCCCCUGAAUCCACGACAGAUCUAUUAUUUCGAUCGCCGGAGCCCAAAUUUUCAACGAGCAAGGGUUCCUUUCCUAAAACAGUACAUUCGCCUCCCAAUGGUAGAGGAGGUUAUGGUCUUCCAUAUGGAGAAAAUCUGGGAGCACAAGGAUCACCUGGUACUCCCCAGACACGAUCUUCUCCUGGUAGCAAUUCUUGGUGGUCACCAUUGAGAGAACGAGGAGGUUUUGAUAAUGGACUCAAUAGUAACACCCCUGACAAGGAUGGAUGCAGUCCAGUUUCAGGAGUUGUACAACAACCGCAGUCAGGAGGUUUGCUCACGUUACCAGCUCCGAGGGAAAUAGUUCGUCCAGGCCUGCAGGGCAAUGCCUCGUACGAAAAAGGCACUGAAGGCGAAGAAUGGGUUACCGUUUUUGGGUUUGGUGUGGAGGAGACCAAUGCGGUUAUGAGGGAAUUUGAGAAAUGUGGGCCAAUCGUAAAUCAUGUCUCAGGUCCAGGGGGUGCAAACUGGGUUCACAUUCAAUACCAGAAUUUUUAUGAUUCUCAAAAAGCUUUACAGAAAAAUGGGAUACAACUCAAUGGCGCGCUUAUUGUUGGUGUGAAGCCUCUGGACCCUUUGCAGCGUCAAGCUCUUUCAGAGAAGGUCAGCAGAGGUGGACUCUCUUAUAUGGCUCUGCCUUCACGAACACCUGUCAGGAAUACUACCACUCCAGUGAAACAGUCUUCAUGGUCUUUUUCCUCACAACCUUCAGAAACAGGACCAACAUCACGCUCUGUUGCAGCGAUUGCGUCCCCUGCGAAGUCAACGCUUUCUAAGCUUGUUGACAUUGUAUUUGGUAUGUAAGUUCGCAGUAGAGAGGUGACACUUUGUGUCAUAUAAUGCUCAAACUUGUUCGUCCAUGAGUACGUCAUUGACGGCUGCAAGUGACUUUCGGUGUCUACGGCACUUAUGUCUUACUUUCACAUGGGUGAAAGACCUAUCUCAAGCCGAUACUCCUCAACUCGGCCCCAUGGGUAGGGAUCAAGAAGUGGUUGUAGUUGGCUUCUCUGUUUGUAGCAGCAUUUGUAUGCACGAUUUUCGCCAAGAGGUGCAUCAUCUGCUGCUUCGUUUAUCUCAUCUAGUUAGAAUUAUUUCAGGUGCAGCUGGAUCAUGGCUGAGGUCGACAGAGUGGUUGUUAUUUAAACACAACUUAUCGGUUAUCGAGCUGGAAUUAAUUUAAUGGGAGAUUACUUAAAUGAGCAUCCUUAUAAUUCCAUAGAGUGCGAUGUUAACUCUUGAAGCAGAGAUAGGUACUAUAUUUGUGCAGUGUUACCACUACGAUCUGGGUUCAAAAUUUUUUCUGACUCUUGCUACUCUGCGUUAUGAG
Messenger RNA from Marchantia polymorpha subsp. ruderalis, 2170 nucleotides. NCBI's taxonomy places the organism in Eukaryota, Viridiplantae, Streptophyta, Marchantiopsida, Marchantiales, Marchantiaceae. The record is from the annotation of a GenBank genome assembly.